Molecule: messenger RNA, 670 nt
Organism: Lycium ferocissimum
Lineage: Eukaryota; Viridiplantae; Streptophyta; Magnoliopsida; Solanales; Solanaceae
Product: FCS-Like Zinc finger 17-like
Exons: 2
Coding region: 43-534 (163 amino acids)
Source: RefSeq, a predicted model, not a curated record
CCAGUCAUAGAAAUUGGAAAAAGAACACAAGGGUGUAUAUAUAUGUGGCCCUUGAAAUUGAUAGUAAGUAAAGAGAUACAGUUUCAUUCACUUGCUCAAAAGCUUUUAAAAGAUCCCAAUAUUCUAAAAUUCACAAAAGUAAAAUCCAUGAUCUUCCUUAUGAAUCAUAUAACAGCCUCCACUACUGAUCAAUAUUCUUGCGAUGGGCGUACUGCUCUUCAGGAUUCUUGCUUUCUCAAAUCUUGUUUCUUCUGCAAGAAGCCUCUUCGCCUUGACAAGGAAGUGUACAUGUACGGGGGUGAGCUGGGCUUCUGCAGUGUGGAUUGUAGGAAUAAACAGAUAUACUUGGAUGAAAUGAAAAAUAUUGAGACUCAUACUAAGACAAUUCUUGCAUCUAUACACCAACGUCAACAGGCUGGCCAGUGUAGUGAAAAUACCGUUCUAUCGGAGGAUUGCCGGCAGCGUGGCAAGCCAUUGUCGUGUACUAAGAAUCGAGUUACAUUCACAAUCUCAUCGUCGAUAAAUCAUCAAUAACAUAUAGGAGUAAUACUAUUUAAUUUAGAUUAUAUAUAGUCGCGGUUUCAAAAUUUAAGGUUAUGAAUUUUGUAUCAUAAACGUUUGAGUAAAUUAUUUAUAAAUAUUAAGUGAAUGUCGGAACAAAUAUAAAAUU